Molecule: messenger RNA, 2719 nt
Organism: Magallana angulata
Lineage: Eukaryota; Metazoa; Mollusca; Bivalvia; Ostreida; Ostreidae
Product: E3 ubiquitin-protein ligase TRIM71-like
Exons: 6
Coding region: 801-2441 (546 amino acids)
Biological process (GO): positive regulation of DNA-templated transcription
Cellular component (GO): nucleoplasm; chromatin
Molecular function (GO): zinc ion binding; ubiquitin-protein transferase activity; protein binding
Source: RefSeq, a predicted model, not a curated record
UAACUAAAUCAACUAACUUUGUUUGUUUAUACAUGUACAAGUGACCUUGUUUCAGUAAAAUGCAAAUAAUCCACUCACAAUCGUACUUUUCCGCGAACUUUUCUAACAACUUUAUUUCUGUGGAAGAAGAGGUAAAGAGGCCACCACAACAGGGAGUUAGAUUUUAAACACUUACUUAUAUAAAUCAUAUUGAGGGAAUUGCUAAAAUAUUACUGUCCUAGCUUCCACUGCAUUAAGCUUGAUCAUGGAGGUAAAAUACGAAUCUAGCUUGAUUUCACUGGCAUAUCAAGAAAUCUUGAUUUAAUUGUUAUGAUUAUAUAAACUGAUCUUCAACAAGUUAACCGUUGCACUGACACAAUGUAUUGAUUAUAUCCGGAAUGUUUGGUUGUACCAAUCACGUGAUUUUAUACAGGCCGCCGACCAGGAAGAGUAAACCCGAACUAGGAAGAGAAAACAUGGACAUUGUCGCCUUUCUGAGUUUUAGGCUUUUAUAAGGACACCUUACCAGGAAGAAAAAAAACCAAGCACAUUGUCGCCAUUUUGAGUUAGAAGUGAAAAGUAAAAUGCAAAUAGUCCACUCACAAUCGUACUUUUCUGCGAACUUUUCUAACAACUUUAUUUCUGUGGAAGAAGAGGCCGCCGACCAGGAAGAGUAAACCCGAACUAGGAAGAGAAAACAUCGACAUUGUCGCCUUUCUGAGUUUUAGGCUUUUAUAAGGACACCUAACCAGGAAGAAAAAAAAACCAAGCACAUUGUCGCCAUUUUGAGUUAGAAGUGAAAAGAACAUGAGUGAAAGUAUAUGACCAUGGACAAGAGCUGGGCCCAGGAUGUGUUACGGUGUUAUCUCUGUGAGACCCCGAGCCCCCCUAUGUACUGUGACAAUUGUAAGAAAUAUCUGUGUAAAGCCUGUGAGGGGGAACAUCUCUCUGAUCUAUCCAAAGAACACAAAGUGUUGCCUUUUAAAAAGCAAGGAUAUACUGCUAAAUGUCCAAAACAUUCCUCAAACAUAAGUGCACUUUAUUGUGAACAAUGUGACAUUCCUAUUUGUACAACAUGUCUUUCCUCUGAAGAACACAGCGGCCAUAAAUUUAUUGAAAUAACUAAAAACAUUGAGAACAAGAAAGAAAUCAUUCAAAAAGAUUUACAAGAACUAGAGAAAUCCAUUUAUCCUAAAUACCAAGAGAUUGCAUUCAUUAUCCCAGUCCAAAAAUCUGCUCUGAAUGAAAACUCACAGAAAUUAACAACAGAAAUCGACAAAUAUGGAGAAAACUUGCACAAAGAAAUAGACACCAUUAUCAGAAGCAUGAAAUCUAACGUGGAAGAAAUGGAGAUCAGACACCUGGCUGCUCUAAAUAAACAGCAAGAUGAAAUUAAACAUACCAUUUCUGAAAUCUCACAGAGCAUAGCUGAACUGAAGAAGUUACUGGACUCCAAAGAUGUCAGCCGUGUCUCUGCCUACAAAUCCAGGAAUAAUAAAUUCAGAACAUUGCCUCCUAAACUCACAGUGUCUUUACUAAGAUUUACCCCUCAGAAGAUCAACAAAGAACAGCUUUAUCAACAGCUUGGUUCUCUGCCAGUAUUAUCAAUCAAAACAGAAGAAUAUGGCUACACUCUAGAAUCAUCCGGUGCUGAGUCCUCUCCCCCGGACAGACCGCUCACUGAUGUACCACAGAUAAACACCGAGUAUGAAGUAUUAGACAGUGUGUCCUGCCUGAAUGAUGAGGAAAUUUGGACGUGUGGUGAGGACGAAAUAAUGAGACUCUACAACCUAAGGGGGAAACUAGUGAAGUCAGUCCAAACUAAGUCAGGGGACAGACCAUGGGGCAUAUCAGUGACAAGGAGUGGGAAUCUAGUUUAUACUGAUUAUAAAGAUAGAACUGUGAACAUAGUGAAGAAUAAAAAGAUAAAGACCGUGAUCAGACUACGGGGAUGGAGACCACUUAAAGUCUGUAGUACCUCCUCUGGUGACCUCCUGGUUGUCAUUGACAGUGACAAUAAACAAACAAAAGUUGUGUGUUACUCUGGCUCCACAGAGAAACAAAGUAUUCAGUACAACGACAAAGGACAAUCUCUCUAUUCACCUGGUGGAUACAAUAAAUACAUCAGUGAGAACAGGAACCUAGAUAUCUGUGUGUCAGACGCCGGUGCAGUAGUGGUGGUCAAUCAGGCCGGGAAACUCCGGUUUACCUACACUGGUCCUCCCUCUACUACCAAGGGAUCAUUUAGUCCACGCGGCAUCACAACAGACAGCCAGGGUCGGAUCCUGACAGCAGACUGUGUCAACCACCGUAUCCACAUCCUGGAUCAGGACGGACAGUUCCUCCGCUACAUUGACAACUGUGAUUUACAGAGUCCAUGUGGUUUAUGUGUGGACACCAGAGACAACCUCUUUGUGGCUGAGUUUAACACAGGUAAAGUGAAGAAAAUACAAUAUGUCUAGAACAUUACACAGUAGUGUGACAUUGUUUAUUUGUAUUGUGUGUUAACAACUGACUGUGUGUAUACAGAAUAUGUAUUAGCAUCAAGAUAAUUCACUGUAUUAUAUAAUAGAUUCUUGCCUUUAAAAUAUAUGUCCAUUUAGUUCAUGCCAACAAUACCAUUGUUUUGUUUAUCAUGUUUAUACAUCAUCAUAAUAAUAAACUGUUUAAGAAUAGUGAUUUUAUUGUCAACAAAUUGAUUUUUUAUGCGUUUAAUGUAAAAAAAACAAACAAAAAACAA